GUUGCAGAAAGUUUUGUACGUGGGAUGCUGAGUUUUCAAACUUGAAUUGUAGAGGAAAUUUGAAUCAGUAACUCUAGUUUCUGAUCAGAUUACAUAACAUAUUUGUAUUGUGUAAAAAUGAACUAAUAUUUCGUCUUAUAUUAUCGUAAUAUCGAUCGAAAACUUUACUGGAUAACUUUUAUGAUAUGACUAUAAUUUAGUGUGGAACGAAAAAGAAAAAUGAAGAUUUUUGUAGCUUUAUUUUCUUCAUUGUUAAUGACUUUCGUUGGCAGUAGCAUACAAGUCCAUUUAACUAAUUAUGGUAAAUUAUAUGAAUUAGGAAUGGAUGCAUACAAACAAGAAAAAUGGUCAAAAUGUGCAGAGUUCUUUCAAAAAGCCAUUGAUGAUUAUCAUUUUUAUAAGAAUACUGUAAUUGACUGUAGACUAAAGUGCAAAGAAGAUCAAUCGGAACAUACAUUUGUUUCAUUUCUGUCAACUCUUCAUGUGAUUCUUGAAAGCUCCAACUGUUUGCGAAGAUGUAAGAAGAAAAAAUUGGGAGAGCGUGCAGAAGAAGAAAUUGAGUUUUCUGUAGACAAGAAGUUUGAAGGAAGAACACCAUAUAAUUAUAUGCAAUUUUGUUACUUCAAGGAUGGUAAGUUGACAAAGGCAGCUGCUGCAGCUUAUACCUACUACAUCACACACCAGGACGACACAAGAAUUCUGGAAAACCUUCAGUACUAUAGGACGCUUCAAGAAAUACAGACAGAAGACUUUGUUGAUUUGGAGAGAAAACCAUACCAGAAACGUUACAUUAAAGGGCUAACAGCCUACAAUGAGGGACAAUGGAAUGAAGCGGCCGCUUUAUUUGAGGAAUCAUUGGGUUUAUACUUCAGAGAGGAGGAGAGAUGCAGAGCUGCUUGUGAGAAGGGCUUUGUUCAUAAUGGAUUGCCAGAUUUUAUAAAUGCCAUAGCAGAAAUGUCUGACGAAACUGGUAUGUUGGAAUGGAGGAGUGGAAAUUUUUGUACAGGGAAAACUAAAACUCCUUUAGUAGCUUUCUAUGAAGGAUGUGUCUCCAAUAACUUAGAGAAAGCCUUUGAGUCUAUAGCCAGCUAUCUUCUUUUCCGGCCAAAUGAUGAAGAGAUGCUUGCAAAUAAAAACUACUACAUUAAAACUCUUCGGCAUAAAGAAAAAGAGUUUGUUCCUUCAGAGGAUGCAGUGAGAUAUGUUGAGUUAUGGAAGCAGAUUGAUAAAAGUAUUGGCUUUGUACGAGAUAAAUACACCCUUCCUACAGAUCAGAUAGAUGAUGAAGAGGGGGAGGAGGCAGGGAGUAAUUCUAAAGAUGUGGUUGAUACAAAUGAAGUAGAGGGGUCAUUGAAUCGUAGCCAGAAUGUGAAGAAAUUUGAAAAGUUAGGAUUGCAGCUGCUCCAGGAGUCUAAACAACUUAAAGGCAAAAACAGAUUUGUUGCAGAUGGAUUUAUCCGUGAAGACCAAUGUGAGGCACUGGCUGAUCUUGCUCGGAGUAAGGAAUUUGACCAGUCAGGUAAAAGACAGAUCACAGUUUCUGAAGUGACAGAGCUUGUGAAAAUGGAUGAUGGUUAUGAGAUAUCGAUGCGGUUAUUGCUUAGAGCAGCUGAUGUGAUGAAGGCUUUUACUGCAGCAUAUUUCAGCCAAUCAGGACUCGUGGUACAUGAAGUCAAGGUUAACUGUUGGUCAGCAGGUGCAAAAUUAGAUGAUGCUCUGCCCUCCGGGUGUAUCCUACAAGAAAAUGGAGAAUGUAAAAGUGGCCAAGAUGUCAUUGGUGAUUAUAUGGCUGUAGCCUACCUCACAGACAUGGUGGAUAGCACUGGACAAUUCUACUUUACAGAUGAAAAUGAUCAAGUUCAGUCCAGUAUACAACCUUUAUGUGGACUGAUGUUGGGGUUCUCGUCUAAUGAUAAACACCAAGUUAACCUCCCCUGGAAACAUGAGAGAUGUGCUAUAGUUAUCUCCCUUACAACAGAUAAACAGUUACAGAAUAUAGAAAUAGAUAAAGCAAAGGAUACACUGUCUGACUUGGAAAAGCAACGUGUGGAAGAGUUCAUGAAUGCUGACAAUGCAGAUAUACUGCAGGAAUUUCACAGUCAAGGUGUGAAAAUAACACAGAAGGGAGAUGACCUACAGGGAAAGGAAAGAUUUGUUGCUGAUGGGUUAGUUACACAGGAAGAAUGUGAAACUCUUAUACAGCUUGCUAAACGUGAAGGUGUAUCAGGGGAUGGUUAUAGGGGCCGUGUGUCCCCUCAUACUGACCAUGAGAUAUUCACAGGUCUUGACAUAGCUCAUGGGGAACAGCUGGUGAAGGAGAACUCUGUGCUACCAGGAACGCUACAGUUAUUUCUAGAUUCCAGUGAGCAUGCUCGACUUUUGGUAGAAAAAUAUUUAAAUUUGACACGACCACUGUACUUCGAUUAUACACACCUUGUAUGUAGAACAGCAAUAGAUGGUGACACAGAAGAUAGGGAAGCUGAUCUGAGUCAUCCAGUGCACUCUGACAACUGUAUGAUACAGCCGGAUGGAUCGUGUAUACCAGAUGCACUGGCAUAUGUACAAAGACAUUACAGUGCUGUGUUGUAUUUAAAUGACAAUUUUGAUGGUGGGCAGUUCUUCUUUGCUCACAGAAACCAGUCAGAACAGAUUUCUGUGAAACCUCAAUGUGGGAGACUUGUUGCCUUUAAUGCAGGGGACUAUCAUGGUGUUAAAGCUGUGGUCAGUGGGCAGCGCUGUGCAAUAGCCAUGUGGUUUACACAUGAUCCAAACUUUGUUGAAGUUUCUAGGUUACAUGCCCAGAGAAUAUUACAAAGUCAUUCUAAACAAGAAGAUAAAAAAGAUGAAUUGACAGAGACAGAUGUAAAUGUUAGUAUGGAAAGUGGAUAUAUAGACGUCACUGCUGAUUUAGAUACCUCUGUUGAAGAGAACCAUGACGAAUUAUGAUAAUAAAAUGAAUCCUUGAGUACAGGACAAAUCUCCCCUCUACAAAAUUCUGCUCUAUCAUUUUUACAUAGACAUAAGAUUUAUUUUCUGAAGUUCAAAGAAAUUCACGAAAAAAGAAGUGUAAACUCGUUUUAUAAUAUUAUUUCAGUUUGAAUUGAGUAUAGUAUUUUUCACAUUUUUUAUUAGCUCAACUGUCACAAAGUGACAAGGUGAGCUUUUGUGAUCGCGCAGUGUCCGUCGUCCGUCCGUGCAUGCGUCCGUAAACUUUUGCUUGUGACCACUCUAGAGGUCACAUUUUUCAUGGGAUCUUUAUGAAAGUUGGUCAGAAUGUUCAUCUUGAUGAUAUCUAGGUCAAGUUCGAAACUGGGUCACAUGCCGUCAAAAACUAGGUCAGUAGGUCUAAAAAUAGAAAAACCUUGUCACCUCUCUAGAGGCCAUAUAUUUCACAAGAUCUUCAUGAAAAUUGGUCAGAUUGUUUAUCUUGAUGAUAUCUAGGUCAAGUUCGAAACUGGGUCACAUGCCUUCAAAAACUAGGUCAGUAGGUCUAAAAAUAGAAAAACCUUGUGACCUCUCUAGAGGCCAUAUAUUUCACAAGAUCUUCAUGAAAAUUGGUCAGAACGCUCACCUUGAUGAUAUCUAGGUCAAGUUCAAACUGGGUCACGUGCUGUCUAAAACUAGGUCAGUAGGUCAAAUAAUAGAAAAACCUUGUGACCUCUCUAAAGGCCAUAUUUUUCAUGGGAUCUGUAUGAAAGUUAGUCUGAAUGUUCGUCUUGAUGAUAUCUAGGUCAAGUUCGAAACUGGGUCACGUGCCGUCAAAAACUAGGUCAGUAGGUCUAAAAAUAGAAAAACCUUGUGACCUCUUUAGAGGCCAUAUAUUUCAUGAGAUCUUCAUGAAAAUUGGUCAGAAUGUUCACCUUGAUGAUAUCUAGGCCAAGUUUGAAAGUGGGUCACGUGCCAUCAAAAACUAUGUCAGUAGGUCAAAUAAUAGAAAAACCUUGUGACCUAUCUAGAGCCCAUAUUUUUUAUGGGAUAUGUAUGAAAGUUGGUCUGAAUGUUCAUCUUGAUGAUAUCUAGGUCAAGUUCGAAAGUGACAAGGUGAGCUUUUGUGAUCGCGCAGCGUCCGUCGUCCGUGCAUGCGUGCGUAAACUUUUCCUUGUGACAUCUCUAGAGGUCACAGUUUUCAUGGGAUCUUUAUGAAAAUGGGUCAGAAUGUUAAUCUUGGUAAAUUCUAGGUCAAGUUCGAAACUGGGUCACGUGCGUCCAAAAACUAGGUCAGUAGGUCUAAAAAUAGAAAAACCUUGUGACCACUCUAGAGGCCAUAAUUUUCAAUGGAUCUUCAUGAAAGUUGGUCAGAAUGUUCACCUUG
Messenger RNA from Mercenaria mercenaria, 4312 nucleotides. RefSeq names its product prolyl 3-hydroxylase 1-like. NCBI's taxonomy places the organism in Eukaryota, Metazoa, Mollusca, Bivalvia, Venerida, Veneridae. Gene Ontology annotation, molecular function: protein binding; iron ion binding; L-ascorbic acid binding. Gene Ontology annotation, cellular component: endoplasmic reticulum. The coding region runs from base 220 to 2946 and encodes 908 amino acids. The transcript has 19 exons. The record is from RefSeq and is a predicted model, not a curated record. Gene Ontology annotation, biological process: collagen metabolic process.